Blastocystis hominis is the source of this 944-nucleotide messenger RNA. RefSeq lists its product as hypothetical. Lineage: Eukaryota; Bigyra; Opalinata; Blastocystidae. The record is from RefSeq and is a predicted model, not a curated record. Bases 513 to 944 code for a protein of 143 amino acids. The transcript is spliced from 2 exons.
GAAAUCGCUGAUUCUCCCAACGCAGGUAAGACAGAAUCAUCGAUUGAAUGAAUUGAAUGAAUUGAUUGAAUUGAAUGAUUUUUGAUCGGGUUUUGAAUUGAAUUGAAUGAAGGGAAUGAAGGGAAUUGCAGAGAACGAUCAUCAAGAGAUUUGUGAUUGAAUGAAUGAAUGAAUAGAUGAGUUUUGAAUUGGCUUGUUUCUCCAUUUCGUUUCCACUUUUCCACUCAUUUCGUUUCAUUGAUUCUCUCUUUUCUCUUUCUCUCUGCUUUGUUCGUUUGUGUUUUGUGUGUUUCCCUUCCUCCCUUCGCAGCUGUCACCGAGGCAGUCGAGUUCUGUCUGUCCUCGCAACAGAGCUGCCACAUCAACAAACUCUACACACACCAUACUACCCUUUUGAGGGGUGAGACUGCGGAGUCUCGAUCUUGGAAGGUGUUGAACGCAUCGAGGACCCGCAUUGCCUGGCGGAAAUCGCGAUGUCGCAACGACAAACUCACGCUCUCUAGGUCUCCAAGAUGUGCAUGUGGGCGCUGCAGCAGAGCGACGAGUUCUUCGACGAGAAGCUCAACGAAGUUCGCUACGGCGGAGGCAUCUGGAAUCUCAUCUCCAACGUGCUGCAUCUCACGCGCGAGCAGAAGCACGCGAUUCUGUGCAGCCGGCAGGGGACGGUGCAGCAGCAGGAGAACGUGGGAAUGGCGAUGGACAUCAUCGAUGAAGUGCAGAAGCGAAUGGAGAAUAGCAUGAAUAGCAUGAAGGAGCAGCUGAAGGGGAUUGUGAAUGUGCUGACUCCGGAACAACAAGUUGAGUCCCUUCUGUUUAUUCAGAAGGUGUUGCAAGAACCGAGGUCGCAAGAGUCGAUCUUUAACACAUUGAAGAAAAGGAUCGAUGUUCAGGAAAAUGAGUCUUCUUCCACUCCAGAAGAAGAAGAAGAAGAGGAAGGUAAUUAG